This is a messenger RNA of Vanrija pseudolonga, 1227 nucleotides long. It is a transcript of the gene mlcH, whose product is annotated as Acyltransferase mlcH. NCBI's taxonomy places the organism in Eukaryota, Fungi, Basidiomycota, Tremellomycetes, Trichosporonales, Trichosporonaceae. The record is from RefSeq and is a predicted model, not a curated record. The transcript has 5 exons. The coding region runs from base 1 to 1227 and encodes 408 amino acids.
AUGUCCGUCAAGCUCUCAGACAAGGCCACCAAGGAGAUCGACCAGCUCCUCGCCGACUACCCGCAGGAGGGAUACCCCGGCACCAUUGUCGGCGCUAUCAACAAGGCGGGCGAGAUCCUCUACCUCAAGCCGACGGGCCUCAAGAACGUUGACACCAAGGAGAAGUAUGACAAGGACACGGUCUUCUGGGUCGCGUCGUUCUCCAAGCUCGUGACGGCCGUCGGCGCGAUGCAGCUCGCCGAGCAGGGCAAGAUCAACCUCGACGACCCCGUUUCCAAGGUCCUCCCCGAGCUCACCAAGCCCGAGGUCAUUGUGAGCACGACCGCCACCGAGAUCAAGACGAGGCCCGCUACCGUGCCCAUCACGUACCGCAUGCUCCUGACGCACACUUCGGGCCUCGGCUACCCCUUCUGGAACCAGGACAUCCUGAACUGGGCCGGACAGUCGGGCCAGGCGAGCUGGUUCACCAACGUCAACCACCCGCUCGUGUUCGAGCCCGGCACCAGCUGGGAGUACUCUGUCGGCCUGGACUGGAUGGCCGUGGCGAUGGAGCGCAUCACGGGCUUGACCCUUGACCAGUACUCCAAGAAGUACAUCUUUGACCCGCUCGGCAUGAAGGACUCGACGUUCAACCUUGCAACCCGCCCCGACCUCCAGCCGCGCCUGUCCACGCUGCACACAUGGGACCCGGCGACGGAGAAGACCGCAACGAUGCCGUUCGCGCACAACCCGCUCGGCGUCGACGGGCCCGAGCUGCAGUCGGGCGGCGCGGGCCUGCACUCCACGCCAGAGGACUACCUCCGCCUCCUGCAGGUGCUGCUCAACGGCGGCGAGAACGAGAAGGGCACGCGCAUCCUCAAGGCCGACACGGUCAAGCUCAUGUUCGAGGACCAGAUCGCCGACUUCAAGGACAAGGGCGCGCUCGGCGACUCGGCGCCCCCCGCCGCCAUCCCGGCGUUCGUGCACACCCCGCUCGUCAUGGCGCCGGGGCUUGCAAAGGGCUGGGGCUUGUCGUUCCUGCUUAACAAGGACGACUGGCCCGGAAACCGCAAGGCCGGCACCGCAGAGUGGGCCGGCAUCGCAUGUCUCUCGUGGGUCGCCGACCCGACGAGCGAGAUUGCCUUUGUCAUCUUCAACGAGAUCCUCCCCUUCUGGCAGCCCAAGUUCAUCGAGACGAUGCAAAAGGUCCAGGGCAUCAUCUACGCCCCCGGAGCGCUCGUCAAGUAG